GCGGCCGCUGACUUCAUUGCAUGUUCUGUACAGCCUUGCUAUGUUAUGCUCAACUCUUUGAAAGAUUUCUGGCAUUUCCCAGAUGGUUCCAGCUGCUACUGAAAUUCUUGCCACAAGAUCAUGUUGUGUCUCCACUGGAGUUUCGUACACCAGGCUUUGAAUGUGCCCCAAGAGAAAGGAAUCCAAUGGAGUGAAGUCAGGGGGCCAGGUUAUUGGGCCUCCAUGUCAAAUCCAUCUGCUGCCAAAGGUUUCAUCCAAAUACUUACAGACGAUAUUAGUGCAGUGUGCCGGUGCCCCAUCAUGCUGGAACCACAUUUCAUGACACACUACCAAAGGCACCACUUUCAGCAGCUCAGGACAGAUUGCAGUGUUAAAGGAAAACAGAUAUCACAAGCUCUACCCAGAUCAUGUUACUUUACAUUUUACAUGUGACCUGUGUGUGCAGUCUACAUGUCUGUUACCAGAAAUGUAAAUACUGUCAGUGCUCAUGCCUCAGUAUGAGUCCUGCAUGGAACAUAUGGUAUAUACUCGUAUACGGUACAAAGGUGAACAAAUAUACUCGUCUUCUCAAUCCCCGCCAGAGUGAACACAAUCGCUGUAAAAACAUUCUAUAUUUCUAGUCUAAUCUCAGUAUGAUA
This is a messenger RNA of Cryptotermes secundus, 638 nucleotides long. RefSeq lists its product as uncharacterized. Lineage: Eukaryota; Metazoa; Arthropoda; Insecta; Blattodea; Kalotermitidae. The coding region runs from base 121 to 432 and encodes 103 amino acids. The transcript is spliced from 2 exons. The record is from RefSeq and is a predicted model, not a curated record.